UUCUUGAAGAAAUAUUGGUCGUCGUUGCCCGCUCAGAGUUGUUUUGCUUGUCCGCACACAAUCAAGAUAUUAUUUUUUCGAGCAUUUAAGUCGAGCACAAAUAUUCACAAUAUAAUAUAAUACAAUGCCCCGUGCCAAGGCCACUAAAAAAAAGGUAGAGGAGCCUUUAGAGCUCGCUGCGGCUUCAACCAAUGGAGGUGUCGUCAAUGAAAACGCCGGUAGUGCAGAUGCUGAUGCCAAAGUGCUGACGAAGGGGAAGCCACGCGCUAAAAAAGCAUCCAAGACAACUGCUGCCGAAAACCCAGAUGCAGACCAAGUUGAAAACUCCCAGACCUCACUUGCACGUGGCGGCAGGAAGAAGCAGUACAAGGAGGAAGAGGAGAUCGUCGGAAAAGAGCCUAAGGCUCCGAAAGGACGUGCUGGAAAGGCAAGUAGCGAGCCUGAUGUAAUUGAGGAUCCUGCACCAAAAUCUAGCAAAGCAGUCAAGUCUCGGGCCAAAAAAGAAAAACAGCCUGCUGUUGAAGAAGAGGAAGAGCCAGCACCACCCAAGGGCCGCGCCAAAAGAGGAAAAGCGACAGCUGUCGAGGAAUCGCCUCCAAAGGAAACAAAAGCCCGCGGACGUAAGAGGAAAGACCCUUCAGAAGACGCAAAUGCUGUGGUAGAAGAAGUAGAACCGCCGAAACAACGACCAAAGAAAGAACAACCACCCUUGAUCGCGGCAGAGCCAGCGCAGAAGGGAAAAGAAAAUAAAACCGAAACAACAACCAAAAGGGCUCGAGUUAACAAGCGUCUGGCAGAUUCGGAAAUUGCCGAGGUUCUUGAGGAAGAAGAUGUAGUUCCAGAGCCGCCAAAGGCUACCAAUAAGCGAACUAAGAAAGCGAAAGCUGGGGAAAACGGUGUCCAAGCUGAGCCUGUGCCAGUAGGAGAUUCGAAGAGUGCUAAGUCUACAGAGGAAGCUAAAGCAGAUGCAGUCCCCAAUCCCACAAAGGCCACCAACAAGCGAGCUAAAAAAACUAAAGAAACCGAAGCUGUGCCGCCAGCUGAGCCGACUGAGGCAGCAAAGCCAGCUAAGCAGAGAGCCAAAAAGGACGGCAAGGAGGAACCCGAACCAGCACCCAGCAAAAAACGCGUUCAGAAGGCCUCUGCCAAGAAGGAGAACGAGGAGCUGGGAGAGACAGCUGAAAGCAAGCCAGUUCGCGGUCGAAAAAAAGCCGCCACUAAUUCGGAAGCUGUUGAAGAUGAUGCGAUUGAUGGGUCGAAAAGUAUGUUGGUGGAGCCCUCCGGAUGCGUGGGCGGUGCAGUAUUGAAAAGCUUGCACAACAUGCUCAACUUUUGUUUUCCAGCAUCCAAGGCCAAGAAGGAGAAGGUGGAGAAGGCUGGAGAAGCCAAAGUAAAUUUGGAUAAAGCUGAUUUUGCCCUGCCAGCUGAAAAGGUAUUCAAUUUCAAAAUCUCCAGCUGGAACGUGGCUGGCCUAAGAGCAUGGCUCAAGAAGGACGGUCUUCAGAGUUUGGCUCUCGAGGAGCCAGACAUAUUUUGUCUUCAAGAAACUAAAUGCUCAAACGAUCAACUGCCCGACGAAGUGACCAACGUGCCGGGCUAUCAUCCCUACUGGUUAUGCAUGCCAGGCGGCUAUGCUGGGGUGGCCAUAUACAGCAAGAUUAUGCCCAUUCAUGUCGAGUACGGCAUUGGAAGCGAGGAGUUUGAUGAUGUGGGACGCAUGAUAACCGCCGAGUAUGAAAAGUUCUAUUUGAUCAAUGUCUAUGUUCCGAAUUCGGGUCGCAAGCUGGUUAACUUGGAGGCCCGCAUGCGUUGGGAGAAACUGUUCCAGUCCUAUGUACAGAAGCUCGACGCCUUAAAGGCGGUCGUUAUAUGUGGCGACAUGAAUGUGUCCCAUAGCGAAAUCGAUUUGGAAAAUCCGAAGACAAACACCAAAAAUGCAGGCUUCACUAAAGAGGAGCGGGAUAAGAUGACAGAGCUGCUUGGCCUCGGAUUCGUUGAUACCUUCAGGCAUUUGUAUCCCGACAAAAAGGGUGCCUACACAUUCUGGACUUACAUGUCCAACGCACGCGCUCGCAAUGUAGGCUGGCGUCUCGACUACUGCAUUGUCUCGGAGCGAUUUGUCUCGCGCAUAGUGGACCAUGUGAUGCGCAAGCAGCUCCUUGGAAGCGACCAUUGCCCAAUUACUGUAUUCCUUAAUAUUUAAACAGCAUUCCACUUUAUUUUCUUUGUUUUUAUUUGUAUGUAUUAAUUUGUAGGCAUUACGACCUUUUCACCCCUCAUAUAAUUGUACCGCCUGUUCUAUUUUUGUUGUAGAUCGACCAAGUUCGGUAUUUAAAUAGAAUUACACAAAAUAAAUUCCUCGUACAAACAAAAAGUGUUUGAA
This is a messenger RNA of Drosophila obscura, 2383 nucleotides long. RefSeq names its product recombination repair protein 1 (gene Rrp1). The coding region runs from base 125 to 2203 and encodes 692 amino acids. Gene Ontology annotation, biological process: base-excision repair. The transcript has 3 exons. NCBI's taxonomy places the organism in Eukaryota, Metazoa, Arthropoda, Insecta, Diptera, Drosophilidae. Gene Ontology annotation, molecular function: phosphoric diester hydrolase activity; DNA-(apurinic or apyrimidinic site) endonuclease activity; DNA binding. Gene Ontology annotation, cellular component: nucleus. The record is from RefSeq and is a predicted model, not a curated record.